Molecule: messenger RNA, 1178 nt
Organism: Maniola jurtina (meadow brown)
Lineage: Eukaryota; Metazoa; Arthropoda; Insecta; Lepidoptera; Nymphalidae
Exons: 5
Coding region: 173-790 (205 amino acids)
Source: RefSeq, a predicted model, not a curated record
GAAAAAGAAAUUCUAAAAACCGAAAACUAAUCAAAAGCAAUGUCAAAAGCAAAAUUUUAACUUUGUAUACACUUUGACGAAUGUAAAUUAAUUGUAUUUUGGUAUUAAAAUGACAAAUUUACAGAGUAAAAGGGGAUAGUUUAAGAAGUUGGAGCUCACAGUAUCUGGUGCAAUGGUUAAGUGGAGGUACUGCUUAAUUCUGGCAGUACUGCUACUCCUUCCAUCCGGGUCGGGAUCUCAAAGAGACGAAGAUUACGAUGAGGAGAGAACCGAAGACGAAGACGACGAAGGCGAAAAUGACGACGACGACGAGGAAGAACAUUCAGACAAAACUAGGCAGGGAGUAGAAAGGAGAGCUCCUGCCGUGUUGUUACGAACUACUCAUAGCCCCCUCGUUACCAGGACUACUAAAAGGCGACCGCUUGAAUGUUAUGUGUGUGCUUAUAAAUCGGAUUCACCUUUAAGAGCAUGCCUAGAUCCUACAAAGUACAGAGUUCACACAAUAACAUGUCACAGGGUGGACGACAAGUGUUUCACAUCCGUCAUAUCGAAGGGCAGCACGUACGAAGCAGUUGUUCGAGGCUGUCGGUCAGCGUGCGUUGGUACUCCUGAGAUAACAUGUUGUGAGCUCAACCGUUGCAACCAACAAGCAUUCGCUAUGCCGACACUCGUGACUCCCCAAGCGCUUGCUCAUGAAAGCAAAGCCACGAAACCUCUCCAUCCAACCGUCCUCUUCUUUGUGACAAUAUUACUGGUCUUACAGACAGUGGUUAAGGUGGCUUUUGUAUAAGGACCUUAAACCAGCAGUCGGAGCACAAUUACAGUGCGACACAUCUCAAAGCUUUUCCAACGCUUUCUCGAUGAAGAAAGGGCGGAAAAAUGUUGUCACACUAAUUUUUGCUAGGGCUGCGGCUGAUGAAAAUGAGUUUGGUACAAUAUUCUACGAAAGUACAUGAACGAACAAUAUAGAAAACUUGUGAAAAAAGCUUUUCUUUACUUUUAAAAUUUUAAUUAGUAAUUUUAUGGAUCUUUGGGUACACCAAAUCAUCCAAAUAUCUAUUUGGAUUAAAAUUAUUGUAUCAUUUAGAAGUUUUGUAAAAUAUUAGUGAUGACUGUGUUUUUAUUUAAUUUUGAGUGUAUGUUUGUUGUUUAUAAUAAAUUGUACGAGUUAGUUGAAA